Molecule: messenger RNA, 4674 nt
Organism: Lytechinus pictus (painted urchin)
Lineage: Eukaryota; Metazoa; Echinodermata; Echinoidea; Temnopleuroida; Toxopneustidae
Product: polypeptide N-acetylgalactosaminyltransferase 13-like
Exons: 12
Coding region: 281-2548 (755 amino acids)
Biological process (GO): protein O-linked glycosylation
Cellular component (GO): Golgi apparatus
Molecular function (GO): polypeptide N-acetylgalactosaminyltransferase activity
Source: RefSeq, a predicted model, not a curated record
AGGUGUGCGCGGGAACCAGAAAACAUGACGUCACUCUCUCACACCGACGGUCGUCUGCUGAAGGCUGAUACGAUAUUAGAACGCCAAAGGUUCAAUAUAUUUAUCUUUUCAUUUCUGCAACGUGUCGCCACUGGCUGGAGCAGCGGCAUUUCCCUGGAUUUAACUAUGUCGCUGACGAGAUUUGUGAGAUUUGACCAUACUCGCAUAUUAUUCUAAUGAAGGUUUUCAGAUCAUUCUGGUGCUCAAGUUAUCUUUAAAAGUGAUAGUAACCACUACCACCAUGUCGCUGAGACUCAAAGGAAUAAAGGGCUCAUCCAGUCGGGUCUUCCUUGCCAUUCUCUACACAUCCAUCCUCUGGUUUGCUCUCGAUGUGCUGUUCCUUGUCAUGUAUUCCUCACUGUCCGAGGACAACGAUCGUUCAACACAUAAACUUCCCACAAACGACGGACACCAGCGAAACGCGCGGGGUGGGGAACCACUGUACGCGCUCUCAGGAGAAGCUGCGUUGGACAGUCAGCUUCGGAAGGACAUCGUGCGCCAUGCUAUGAAAACCCCAUCCGACGCGGAGAGAAUGUUAGGUGCGCAUGGGGAACAGGGGCAGCGGAAACAAAGCAGAUUCUCGUGGGGGAAAGACUUGAAAAAUAAACCCUUACAUUCCAAUACAUCAAAAGAACAUUUGCAGCUGAGUAAAGACGAUAAGGUUGGCGACUCCCUUGAAAAGAAACUCCUAGAAGUCAGAGGAGAGAUGCUAAAGGAGAUCGAAUCCCUUAAGAAAGAGCUGGACCAAGCUCGAAAACACGAAAAGGGGAGCAGCGAAAAGGUCCAGGACGAGAGAUCAUCCAAAAAUAACUUGAAACCCAAUGACAUCCGUCCAAACUCACACCAAAGUACCAGUAUUGAUAAUAAACGUAAUGCCCAGAAGGACACGGACAAAUCUAGAGAAGAACAAAAUAAUGUUGUAACGCAAAACAAAUUGGUAUCGACUGCUAAACAGGGCAAGCACCUCGUCCGCAAUAUCGAUGUCACCUCCAAACCGCGUGAUCCCCAUGGUCCCGGUGAAAAUGGCGCCGGGGUCAAGACCAAACCGGAAGAGAAGGAGAAGGUCAAGAUAGGUUGGGAGCAUGCGUACUUCAACGAGUACGUCAGUGACAUGAUCUCUGUCGAGCGGUCACUCCCGGACGCCAGGCCAGAUUUGUGCAAAACGAAGGAGUAUUCCAACGAUCUCCCCAAGACCAGCGUCAUCAUCUGUUUCACGGAAGAGUCGUGGUCGACCCUCUUACGGACCGUCCAUAGCGUGCUCAAUCGAUCUCCGCCAGAGCUAAUCGCCGAGGUCCUCCUGGUCGAUGACUUCAGUCAAAGAGAAUACCUCAAGGAACAACUUGACAAGUACAUGAAGAGAUUUCCAAAGGUUAAGGUCGUUCGCCUCGGCCAGCGUGAAGGCCUGAUACGCGCCCGGAUAAUCGGGGCGGAGAUGGCCGAGGGACCGGUCCUAACCUUCCUCGAUUCGCACGUCGAGUGCAACGUCGGCUGGCUCGAGCCGCUUUUACAGCGUAUCCACGACGACAAGACCAACGUAGUAUGCCCAUCCAUCGACGCCAUCGACGAGACCACUUUCGGUUAUUCGAACUCGGGACAAGGAAUCAUUGGUGCUUUUAAUUGGGAAAUGAGAUUCAUUUGGAAUGCAAUGCCCGAUUAUGAGGCGAGGAGGAGAGAGGACCAAUCAUGGCCAAUCAGAUCGCCAGCGAUGGCGGGCGGUCUGUUUUCCAUCGACAAGAGUUUCUUCUACAAUAUAGGCACCUACGACCCCGGCUUUGAUAUAUGGGGAGCUGAGAACCUCGAACUCUCCUUUAAGAUCUGGAUGUGCGGCGGCACCCUAGAAAUCCAUCCUUGUUCUCGCGUGGCGCAUAUAUUCAGGAAGAAACAGCCAUAUAAAUUCCCAGGAGGAAAUCUGAAAACAUACAAGCGUAACACCAUGCGGCUGGUUGAAGUUUGGGUGGACGAGCCCUUCAAGCAGAUCUUCUACUCCAACAGGCCCGAGCUGAUCGGGCAGGAGUACGGCGAUGUGUCCGAGCGAAUCACGCUACGCAAAGACCUCCAAUGCCACGACUUCAAAUGGUAUCUGGAUAAUGUUUUUCCCGCCUUAAGAAUCCCGGAUACAAACGUGCGCGCAAGAGGAGAGGUCAAGAAUGCUUUAACCUUGAUGUGCCUUGAUUCCAUGGGCAAGGGGGUACUGGGAAUGUUUCCUUGUCAUGGAGAAGGAAAUAACCAGCAUUUCACUUUAACUUGGGACGAUGCUUUGGAACAUAAAGGUCAAUGUCUGACCAAGACUCCAUUUCCCGGUCGGGUCCGGAUGGCCAACUGCCAGAAGACAAGUUCUCUUCGCCUUGUACAUACUAAGGGAGGAACCAUACAAGACUCGGGUACUGGGAAAUGCCUUGACAUUAGCACGGAUCACACCAUGGCUGUGUUCAACCAUUGCACAGGGACCACGGCACAGAAAUGGAGCUUUUCACGGUACUACAACAGAAAAGGGCACGCACUUCCAUGAGGGUCCGCCGGGGAAGUGUUCACUCGAUUUUUUUUUAAAUGCCACAGUCACACUGCCAAAACCGUAUCCCAGACCGACCAAAGAUGUAAUAAAGCGCUUUUUGCCUGAGAAUACAAAGCGCUGCUAUUACUACCCCGGCUUUAGCUCGAGCUACCAUCACCGGCGCUCAGUGUACGCAAGGAAUUAAUCCUGCCGGGUACCCAUUCACCCCACCUGGGUCGAGUGCAGCACAGUGCGGAUAAAUUUCUUGCUGAAGCAAAACACGCCAUGGUUAGUAUUCGAACCCACGACCCUCUGUUUGAAAGGCGAGAGUCAGAACCACUAGACCACGACGCGCCCGCAAAUGUAAAUGAUAUACCAUUGGUCGGUUUGGGGUUGGUUUCGUUGGUGUAAGCUAGAAUCUGGUAAAGAAAAUGAAUCACGAAAAAAAACUACGGGCGGAGAGCGUGCAAGUGAUUUUCUUCAGCGCGGAGCAGGUUCACCCGAAAGUGCAGAUAAACUUGGAGUUAAACAUGACCAGGGAAUUUAGAGUAGAUUAACCUGACUAUCCGGAAGCAGGCUGCGAUGAUGACGUCACGAAAACAAUGAUUGAUAUGUUAGUCGGUUGCGUUUAAGCGAUUUUUAGCGACCUUGAAGGUUCUUCAGAAUCGCAUUUCCGUGCUUUUAGAAGAUAACCUUUUAGCUUUUCAUUUGUGUUUUGAAAGUACUACCGAUGAAAGGUCUUUUGUAGGCAAUCGUGUCUUAUAUUCUACAUUAUGUGUUAUGAUCAUCGCUUUAAAAAGUAUAAAGUCUGAGACGUUUUUUGUCAAUCGAACCAAUACAAUAAAAAUAAGAAAUUUUCUGUAAGAAAUAUACAUCAUAGUAAAAUAUGUAAAUAUCUUAAUGUCUGCAAAAAUAAAUUGCAAACAAACGUGAUUAGACCACACUUUUUUCAUGUGCAAUUUUAAUAUACAUAUUGACAAUUUAAAAAGCCUUAUUAUGAUUACUUGUUAUUUACCAAUUUGCUGACGUUCUAAUUUUAUAGACACAUUCCGAAGAGAAAAAGCUUGCAGUAGAAAUAUAUAGUUUUUAUAUUGAUGUCAAGGCAGAUUUAAAUAUACACAGUAAAUCUGUUGAGUUAUUUGGUGUACAUAUAGGAGACCACAUCAGCCAUUAUAAUCCGGAGUUAAAUUGUUGGUGUUAAUCAAACACAUAUGGGUGUUAUUACAACACCUUACAUUUUACACUCUUUGGUGUUAUGUUCAAUAUUUUGGGUGUCAUUUAAGCAACUCUGGGUGUGGUCUUCUAGGUACACCAAUUGGUGUGAGUUUUAGCUCCUAAGUUCUUAAAAUGUAUGUGAACAUUUAUUUCAUAAGCUGGGGUAGAUAAUAGAUAAUCACUAAUUUGACCGGGACCCUGUUACACAAAAACUUACUCUACAAAACAGUGGUGUUAGCAGUCUAGACUAGGUGUGCUAUUCACAGAACAUCGUAUUGUUUACAGAAAUAGUUAACUGAUUAAUCGUGCAGUUAUUUGUUAGAUUGAUUUUACAGAGUUCUUGAUGCAAUCAAAGUAAAAUAAAUCAACCCAAUACAAUUUUUAUGAUCGAUUAGAAAAUGCAGUCGUUUUUGCCCGUUUAUCAUUUACUGUUUAUUAUACGCAGUUUAUAUACGCGUGUUUUGUUGAAAAAAAGUUGUAAUUCAUAAACGUGUUUGAUGUAAUAUUUAUGUCCAAAUUAAGUGCAAUUUCAACUGAGGAACUGUUAUUUUGAAGGAAAAUUAUCAGUACUUUGUGUAAACAUGGUUAUGUAUCAUGAUGAAAUAUUGUAAAUAUUUUGAUAACGAUGAUAAUAAUACUGAAUUUGAAUUUAUAUUUUGAACCUUUUUUGUAGAUUAAGUUAACAUUGUUCAUUUAGUUUUCUUUUUUUUCUCAUUUUCAACAAAACAGUAUAUUAUCCAUUGAAAUGCCAUUAGAAUAAACAACUGAAGAAUGAAACAAACCUGCAAUACAUACAAACAUAUCAAGGAAACUAUAAUUAUUUGCAAAUCAGAUGGAUUAUGAAAUGCUGUAGCUUAAAACACUGUUGGAAAUGAAUAAGUCCACUUUAAAGCUGUGCUUGUAAAUCAUUGCAUUCUUGCCCGGAUACU